Molecule: messenger RNA, 2334 nt
Organism: Pygocentrus nattereri (red-bellied piranha)
Lineage: Eukaryota; Metazoa; Chordata; Actinopteri; Characiformes; Serrasalmidae
Gene: vps26b
Product: VPS26, retromer complex component B
Exons: 6
Coding region: 435-1430 (331 amino acids)
Biological process (GO): intracellular protein transport; retrograde transport, endosome to Golgi
Cellular component (GO): retromer complex; endosome
Source: RefSeq, a predicted model, not a curated record
UUUUGCAUCCCGCUCUGUCAGUCGGAAGCGAAGCGAGGCAAUAACAUUACUAGCGUCAACGUUUCUGUCGAAGUGUUUUUUAUCAAAAUAGCCGUCUUCUGGUACUGAGGAAACGGCAGUGAUAUGAAAAUAGACAGUAAAGAUUUGCUGGCAGACACUUAAAGGGUCUAACGAUGCAGCUGGAGCUCGUUUUCGACGGUAACUCGCACAGUUAGCCAGCUUGCUAAUGAACUAGUAACGUUAGUUUCGUAACUCCAGUCUUUGAGCCACACGGAGGCGGCGACCGUUUAAAAUAGAGCCGCUCGUCUGAGGUAGCGUUUCGGGAGGUGAUAUUACUGAUUUAACAGGCUCGAGUGAGUCCAACAGCUCCAUCUGCUGCUACAAGCGUUUCGACGGAUAACCCCCGCAGAACGACUCGCCGAGCCGCAGCAGCGAUGAGCUUCUUCGGGUUUGGGCAGAGCGCAGACAUCGACAUAGUGCUGAGCGACGGAGAGACGAGAAAGAAAGCGGAACACAAGACCGAAGAUGGCAAAAAGGACAAAUAUUUCCUUUUUUAUGACGGCGAAACAGUAAGCGGGAAAGUCAACGUGACACUCAAAAACCCUGGAAAGAGGCUCGAACAUUACGGGAUUAAAAUUGAGUUCGUAGGCCAGAUCGAGCUGUACUACGACAGAGGGAACCACCAUGAGUUUGUCUCUCUUGUGAAAGAUCUGGCUCGACCUGGUGAACUUUCCAGCUCUCAGUCGUUUGACUUCGAGUUUGCCCAUGUGGAAAAGCCUUAUGAAUCAUACACAGGCCAGAAUGUGAAACUGAGGUACUUCCUUCGUGCGACAAUAAGCCGGAGACUCAAUGACAUCACCAAAGAAAUGGAUAUCGUAGUACACACCCUGUGCACAUUUCCAGAAUUAAACUCUUCCAUAAAGAUGGAGGUCGGAAUUGAAGAUUGUCUGCAUAUUGAGUUCGAGUACAACAAAUCCAAAUAUCACUUGAAGGACGUAAUUGUGGGGAAGAUCUAUUUCCUUCUUGUGCGGAUAAAAAUAAAGCACAUGGAAAUCGACAUAAUAAAGCGAGAGACGACGGGCACAGGACCCAGCGUGUACCAUGAAAAUGAUACCAUUGCCAAAUACGAGAUCAUGGAUGGAGCACCAGUGAGGGGUGAAUCCAUUCCCAUCCGAUUAUUCCUCGCCGGUUAUGAACUGACCCCCACGAUGAAAGAUGUUAAUAAGAAGUUCUCUGUGCGGUAUUACCUGAACCUUGUCCUGAUAGAUGAGGAAGAGAGGCGAUACUUCAAACAGCAGGAAAUCACCCUCUGGAGGAAAGGAGACAUCGUAAGAAGGAGUAUGUCCCAACAGGCCGCCAUCGCGUCUCAGAGAUUUGAAGGAUCGAACUCUACAAAUGCCUUAGCACAAACCAAAGAGGCCAGCAGUUAGGCAGACUUUGUAGGAGGCACAGUACGUCCUCUACUGCCUCAAAUGAAAUGUAUCAUCUUUUAUAUUAUUAUCAAAGCUGUUGAGGGAUCAGGAGUAUUUAGGGGUAGAUGGGAAAGGAAAUCGUCCACAAAGAACACACAGGUGCUCAGUUUAUAAACACAUUUACUAGCCAAUCGUCAAAGGAGUUCUCGAGCUUCUCUUUCAAACCUGUUGAUCAUGAAUCGAGGAACCAAUCAAUGCUUUAUUAGUUUCCUAUAUAUCCAAGUUCCUUUACGUUCAAGCUGUUGCUGAUUUUUAACUAACAUGCAUACAAACUUGACUUUCGCAUUGUCUGUUCAGGAGCAUUCCUAUCUUUAUGAUCAAGUUAGUAACUUCGUUGCUAUUCGUAUUCUGAUAAAUGAGCCUGAAGUAAACACUGGGAGCUUUUUGGUGUCAAAUGUUUGUAAAUUUACAAUUCUUUUUAUUCAUAUUAAAAAAAAAAAACAGAUUUCUGCGUAGUAUUAUGGAAGCUGAGAAAGAAGGACAGCACGGAAUCGCUCAACACACAUUCCUAAAGGGAACAAAUCGUAUGACAUGAUGAGCAGAGGCUGUCCUUGUUUUCAUGUAUUUGUAUUUCUGAUUGAAAGCGUUGUGCGUUGUCUAAUAUGUAAAUUUGUAUCUGCUACAAGUGCUCUCAGCAAGUCCACUGUGUUCCAAACAGGCAGUCUGUAAGAGUUAUUAUAUGCUGCAUAAUUACAAAGUGUCAGUUUUUUUGAUGAAUGUUGCGCUCUACCUUUCUUUGAUCUUGCCAUUUUAACGUUGCUCAGGUGGAGCGAUCAUUCAUGCUCUCGUGAUGGAAAGCACUUUUGCACAAUGGAAGCUUGAUGAGCCAUAUUGUAAAUAAACUUUGCUAAGUUUUGGGUCA